Naegleria fowleri is the source of this 1299-nucleotide messenger RNA. RefSeq lists its product as uncharacterized. Gene Ontology annotation, molecular function: mRNA binding. Gene Ontology annotation, cellular component: nucleolus; cytoplasm. The record is from RefSeq and is a predicted model, not a curated record. Bases 1 to 1299 code for a protein of 432 amino acids. The transcript has a single exon. Gene Ontology annotation, biological process: nuclear-transcribed mRNA catabolic process, nonsense-mediated decay; positive regulation of translation. NCBI's taxonomy places the organism in Eukaryota, Heterolobosea, Eutetramitea, Acrasida, Naegleriidae.
AUGAGUGGAAAGUUUGGCCAUCAACCCGUUUUGUGGGUGAAAAAGACAACAACACCCCACACGACGACUCAAACAACUGCUGCUUCUGUUUCUGCUGCUGCUAAUUCAGAGAGUGGUGGUAGUGCACUUCCGAGCAGCCAUAGUAGUGGAUCAACAACUCCUGAAUUGAAGGAAGGAGCAUCAACAAAUGUAAAUUCCGAACCAAAUCGUAAUGUAUCAUCCGUUGUUGCAUCAUCAGUAACACCACCGACCUCUCCAUCAAUAGCAUCAGGUACUAAAAGUAAUAAGCCUUCUACUUCAUCAUCUGAGGUCUCAGGUACCUCUCAGCAACAAAAAAAGCAAGGAAAUAAGAAGGCACAUGCUUCAAAAGGCUCCUCUACUAACAACAAUACUUCAGCAGCCGCUUCAAUAUCUCAAACUCAUGUUAGCAAUAGUAAUGAACAACAUUACGGAAGUCUCGUGAAAAACAAAACCAAGGCGAUCAUUCGGAAUAUACCAUACAAUUUCACGGAGGAGGACUUUAUUGGUAAAUGCGUCCCUAGAUCUUUUCUAGUAGAGAAAACAAAUACUGUUAGCAGUGGUAGUGAUAAUUCAAGUAUUUCAUCUACGAAAAUUAUUUAUGAUCCAAAGAAAAUUAAUUGGAGUGAUUUCCAUUGUGGCUACAAAACCACCACACAAGUGUUUCCAAGUAUUGCCUAUUUGAACUUUGCAAAUGUUAAUUUAUUACAUCAAUUUAGAAAUGAGUUUAUGGAAUUAGCUAAAUCAACACAGCUUUCAACCCUACAAGCAUCAGUGACAUUGAGCAAAGAUGACGAGGACGAAGACGCUACACCUUUACUGCCAAACACUAGCAACCCUACAACGAAUUCGUCUAUUUGGAGGGAAACCACAAUGACCAUGGAAUAUUGUCCUCUUCAAAUGGUACCAAAACCAAAGAAGAAAGAUCCAAGAGACGGCACUAUAUUUAAGGAUGAGCACUAUUUAAAAUUCUUGGAACAAUUGAAGCAACCAAAAGAGCUUACUCUUCAACCACUCAGCCUGGAUAACAGCUCAACUACGAGUGGGCUCGGUCUUGAUGCAAGUGACAGCCAUUCUGAAGGAAGCUCUUCAAGCAAAAAAUCAUCUGCAAUUCCUUUGGCUCUUGGUGGUGUUGGGUCUUCAGCCUAUUAUGACAGAAAGAGUGAUGAGCCAAUUAUCACACCACUGUUAAAAGAGUUGCUAGAAAAAAAGAACAAAAAGCAAGCAGUGAAAACAGCAAAGCGAGGAGGAAAAACUUCUCAGUACAAGAGAAAAUAUUAG